CUGGCGCGCUAAUCGCGUGCAAUUUCCUAACGAUCGUGCCCUUUCGUGCCCUGCACCGGUUCUCGCUUGCUACAUAGUAAACCAUAGAUUUCUAUAAACCUCGAAGCAGUUUCUCCUCGUGCGUCAUUGACGAACAAGACACAUCGGAAACACAUUACCUCAAACAACCGCCAGCAAGACUCUGCGCGGUGCUCCAUUUGGGGCCGCAUAGUGACACGGGUCACGUCUAGGUACUUGUCAUGACGACAGUCGCGGCGCCCGUCGCGCGCUCUGACUGCGGAUAUGUGUCGGGGCGGGCUGAGAAAUCUGGCCACUCUAGCAGCAGCAAUACUAGACCUGUGAUGCCGCUCACUGGGUCGUCAAGCAACUUGGCCGCAGCGGAGGUAUUCUCGGCCAUCGUGCGGGACUCUUCACCUGGCGUGCCCGGUCGUCGCUCGGGCGAGCCGGCACCUUCCCGCAGCGUGUCCACGCUCUCGGCGGACGACGGGCCCCUGAGUUUGGACCCACCCUCGACGACGUGGGCCGCAGCCCUCCCCGCUGCACACCUUGCACGCCCGCUGGUCGACUUCGCAUCUUGCCCCUCCUUCAAAGAGCAGCGCGGCAGCAAGCCCGUCUUCAUGGAUCGCCACCAGACGCUGCAGCGCGUGACAGAGGAGACCGCCAACGCGCUGCAGGCCGCCGCAACGCUGGCGGAACAGGAGGAGCAAGCUGAGGAGGCAACAGCCGCUGCUUUCGAAGCCGAUUCAGAUCCUGCCGCGUCCGCAGCUUCAACAGCAGCGUCAACGGCGCCAGUGGAGCGCUGCCCAUACCUCCCCGGCUGGGACAUCUCACACUCGUCGAUCUGGAGCCAGCUGGAGCAAGCAGUGCUUCGAAACAUCCUGCUAGAGGAGCUGUACGGCACCCCCUCGCAGCAGGAACAGCAGCAUGGCGCGGCAGCAGCCAAGCAGGAGGCUGCUGCGGCGGCUCCAGCCGCCCACCACAACGCGCACGUGCACGCGCAGCACGUACUGACGCAGCACGAGCGCCGCCAGAGCUUCCCUCGGUGCCGUGUGGUUGGCGGCAGCCCAAUCCGCUCCUCUCCGGCGUCGCCGCUGCACGCCGCGACCGUGGGUGCCAGCGCCUUCCCGGAGCCCAACCCGUUCGCCAGCCAGCACGCCUACCACUCGCUGCUCUCGCCUGCAGGCACCAUGACACGGGAGUCGCCCAGCUCGCCGGCGCGCGCGCCCGCGUCGCCGCCGGUCGCAGCACCGCGCGCCGCCGCCGCUGCCACAGCCGCCGUACCCAGCUCGCCGUCCAUACUGAGCCGGCCACCGCUUGCGUCCCAAAGCCCUGCGCGCCUGGCUGCCAGCAGCGGCGGCGCAGCCGCCGCUGCCGACGUCGCCUCCCCCGCCGCGCCCGGCACAGCUGACGCCCACGCCAGGCCGGACGUGCUGGCCAGCGUCAGCGAGGCCGGCGCCACGGCGGCCGCCGCCGGCAUGACCAUCCUGAACGACCUCGUGCGCGAGGUGCUGCUGCAGCGCUCCGACACCCUUGACCGCCACGGCGAGGGCCACGGCCAUGUGGGUCAUGUGGGUCACGGCCAUGGCGUGGAGCAGCACACGGAGCUCCGUGGCCUAGGCCCCGACUGCCCCGCGCUGGUGCCCUCGACCUCCUUUGGCUGCGCUCGCUCGCUGCUGCGGCACGUCAGCCGCCGCUGGGGCGCCGCGUCCGACUCUUUCGGCUGCUCCUCCAUGGGCCGCUCCUCCUUCGGCCGUGAGUCCACCGUCCUCGAUCCCGCCGGCUCGUCCACCUCAAACGCCAGCGGUGCCGACAACGCUGCCACCAACCAAAACCCGUUGGCGAGUGCGCUGCGUUCCGCGGCUUCACACAUCGCCGCGUCGUUAAGCGGCGGUGCGGCAGUGGCCGGCGUGGCGGCUGUGUCGUCUGUGACGGCGGCUGUGGCGGUGAGCAGCAGCGCGGCGCUGCAACUGGGCGGGCACGCGCUGGCAGACGGCGCCGAUCUGCUGAUGAACCGAGUGCAGAACACGGUGGUCGGCAAGGUCUCCGCGCUCGCAGCCGACGCGGUGCUGGGCAAGGCAGCGUCGCGCAGCGCCCGCCGGGCCUUCCGGCAGCGCCUACGUGCCGCCGCCGCCGGCGUCAGCAUCGCCUUCUUCAUGGCCAAUCACAUGGCCGUCACCGACACGCUCAUGUCGUUUGACCUGGAGCACGACUUCGUCACCAGCGCCAAGACGAUGCUGGACCUGGUAACGAGCGCGCCGCAGCUUAUGGAGAACGUGCGCGAGCUGAUGCAGAUCGGCGUGGCAGUGACCAUGGGCGCGGCACAGCGCGGAGCCGUGGCGGCGGCGGCGGGCGGCGCCGUGGGCGGUGCCACGCAGGAGGCGGCGGUGGCGGCGGCUGGGCAGGAGGGCGUGGUGGGCGAGCUGCUGGCCAUGGCGGAGAGCGUCGCAAUCGAGGCGCAGGACCAGAACUAGGAGGUGGGGCAGUAUUCUGUUGUUGUUGAUGUUGUGUAAUGGAUGGGGUGGGGUGGGGUUGGUGUCUGGUGGGGUAAGCGGCGUGGUGAGCACGGCUAUGUGUGGACUGGUGGAAUCUCUGGCAGGGGAUUUGCAUAGCCGCUCAGGUGGUCAGUGGUGGGACAGCGGGAGCAAGUGUCAGGUCAGGGCUUGUGUAUUAUUGGACGUGCCAGCUUGCUUCAGGCUUCCAUGUUCGUGCUGUACGGUACGGUUUGUACGUUAAGAUUGGAUCGCAAUGGUGAUUGUUUCCUUUGGCGGCGCCAUUUGCUCCGGCCCGGGCUGGGCCUUUUACAUAAUUUACUGACGCCUAAUGCGACAUGCCAGUAAGUACUGCUUUGCGUUUGCGGAAUUGCAUGGCGAGCAGCACGAAGACAAUGAAGCAUCAUUUUGAGGAACCAGCAGUGUAUGCAAGUAAGCCCACAAGGGCAACCAUGGGACAGAUGCCAUCCACCAAUGGACGGGUACAUGAGCGAGAGCCAAUUAACAGGAGCAGCCAGCGAGCACGCGCAGGCAUGGCGGCAAGGCAAGGGCGGCGAGCUGGUGACACGGGGGAGACAAGACAUAUGGGCCGCCGUAUGUGACCAGCUGCGUUGGGAUAUGGACCGUGCGGAUUAGGUGUCUUCCGCAUCGUCGGUGACUUGGACAGGCGUGCCGUCUGUGCCCGAAGGGGAACCCAAGCUGGCACGCGGGCGUGUAAUACACAAUCCCAACUUGCCCCUUAACCUGUCUCAUUGCACACAAUCCCUCCAAUCCCUCCAAUCGGCUUGCCGGUUGCUUGCAUCGCACCCGUGUCUGACAGUUGCAAAUGUUUCUACCCUGGGGACUAGCUCCGUGCAGCGUUGCAAUGAGCCGUGAGCACUGGGUGUGCAAUGGGACAGUUGUAAGGCAGGUUGGUG
Molecule: messenger RNA, 3406 nt
Organism: Chlamydomonas reinhardtii
Lineage: Eukaryota; Viridiplantae; Chlorophyta; Chlorophyceae; Chlamydomonadales; Chlamydomonadaceae
Exons: 3
Coding region: 342-2471 (709 amino acids)
Source: RefSeq, a predicted model, not a curated record